AUGAUUUUGCAAGGAGGCUUGGCGCUUCUCAACCAGCAGUUCACGGCCUUGUUCAGGAAGAACCUGCUGCUAUCAUGGCGGAACAAGAAAGCCACGUGUCUUCAGCUCUUCUCUUCCUUCUUCUUCAUCUUUGUCAUCUUUUGUAUCGAGGAAGCGAUGAAGGCGAGCGAGGCAUCCUCAACGGCGUACAAGAAUGUCACCGAUCCCACGCUUCUGUUUUCGCCGCCGAUCCCUCCUUGUGAGGAUAAGUUCUUUGUGAAGCUUCCUUGCUACGAUUUCGUAUGGAGUGGGAACAGUAGUCGCCGCGUCACUGACAUUGUCUCUGCUAUCAUGGCCAACAAUCCGGGGAGACCAAUUCCUAACGACAAGGUUCAAUCAUUCAAAGGCCCCGAGGAGGUCGAUGCAUGGUUAAUGUCACAUCCUUUGCAAGUCCCAGGAGCUUUGCAUUUUGUGGAAAGGAAUGCUACUGUAAUCAGCUAUGGAGUUCAGACGAAUUCCACGUCGGAGAAAAAACGUGGUCGUGCUGAAGAUCCAACGUUUAAGUUCCUUGUUCCUCUUCAAAUCUCAGCAGAGCGUGAGAUAGCGAGGUCUUUAAUUGGAGAUCCAGGUUUUGGUUGGGGUUUUGGAUUUAAGGAAUUUGCGCGCCCAGCUAAUAAAAGCGAAACCAUCUCUGCACUCAGAAUCAUGGGACCAAUCUUCUUUCUUGCUUUCUCCAUGUUUGGCUUCGUUCUCCAACUCGGUUCUCUGGUUACCGAGAAAGAGCUAAAACUUCGUCAGGCAAUGACAAUGAUGGGAGUUUUUGAUACAGCUUAUUGGUUAUCAUGGCUCACAUGGGAAGGAAUCCUUACCUUCAUCUCCUCACUCUUCCUAGUCCUCUUUGGAAUGAUGUUCCAGUUCGAUUUUUUCUUGAAGAACAGUUUUUUUCUUGUCUUCUUCCUUUUCUUGCUUUUUCAGUUUAAUAUGAUUGGCCUAGCAUUCGUGCUAUCAUCUUUCAUUAGCAAAUCAUCUUCGGCUACAACUGUUGGUUUUCUUGUGUUUCUGAUUGGUUUCAUGACACAGAUUGUUUCAGCUACUGGAUUCCCUUAUUCCAGUGCCUACUCUGCCUCUCGCCGGCUCAUGUGGUCACUCUUUCCACCCAACACUUUUUCUGCUGGCCUUAAGCUUCUUCUUGAUGCAACUUCAUCUCCCGGAAGCUCUGGAAUUAGUUGGAGUCAAAGAUCAGCAUGCGAAGGGGGCAUGGCAACUUGCGUGAUUUCAGUUAACAUUAUCUUCCAGUGGCUCCUCGGGACAUUCCUUUUCUGGUUUGUUCUGGCCAUCUACUUUGACAAUAUUAUUCCCAACGCGUCCGGGGUAAGAAAACCCAUCUUCUACUUCUUAACACCGGGUUAUUGGACUGGCAAAGGGGGCAACAAAGUGGAAGAAGGGAGCAUUUGUAGCUGUAUCGGGUCAGUUCCACCCGUAGAGUAUGUGACGCCGGAGGACCAAGAUGUGCUUGAAGAGGAGACACUGGUUAAACAACAAGCAAUAGAUGGGAUUGUUGACCCUAACAUUGCAGUUCAGAUACAUGGUCUUGCAAAGACAUAUCCCGGAACCACAAAGCUUGGAUGUUGCAAGUGCACCAAAACGUCCCCUUUCCAUGCUGUGAAGUUUGAUAUCCUUUGGGAUGCUUUAUCCAGUGAAGAACACCUCCACCUCUUUGCUAGCAUCAAAGGGUUGCCACCUGGACUGAUCAACUCGACUGCUGAGAAGUUACUGGCGAAUGUAAAACUGACAGGAGCCGCCAAAGUUAGAGCAGGAAGUUAUAGCGGUGGGAUGAAACGCCGACUCAGUGUCGCUGUAGCACUCAUUGGUGAUCCCAAGCUGACAACUGGCAUGGACCCUAUCACGAGGAGACAUGUGUGGGAUAUUAUACAAGAGUCAAAGAAAGGCCGUGCUAUCAUACUAACUACACAUUCUAUGGAGGAAGCUGAUAUUUUAAGUGAUCGAAUAGGGAUCAUGGCUAAGGGCAGGCUCCGCUGCAUUGGGACCUCCAUCAGGUUAAAAUCUCGCUUCGGGACGGGCUUCGUUGCUACUGUUAGCUUCAUCGAUGGCAAAAAGGGUAACAAAAACAAUGUUGGAGAAUCGCACGAGCCCCUGAAGAAAUUCUUUAAAGAGCAUCUGAAAGUUGAGCCAGCUGAAGAAAACAAGGCUUUCAUGACUUUUGUUAUCCCACACGACAAAGAGAAACUUCUGACGGCGUUUUUCGAGGAGCUACAAAGCAGAGAAUCUGAAUUUGGAAUCUCGGAUAUCCAGCUCGGGCUUGCCACUCUUGAAGAGGUGUUUCUCAACAUAGCAAGACGGGCAGAACUAGAAAGUGCAACCGCAGAAGGAACCAUGGUCACUCUGGAGUUAGAGUCAGGCAUUUCACUAGAGAUACCAGUUGGAGCAAGAUUUGUAGGGAUCCCUGAGACAGAAAACGCAGAAAACCCAAGUGGAGUAAUGGUGGAAGUGUACUGGCAACAAGACGGGUCUGGAUCGAUGUGCAUCUCGGGACACUCGUCGGAGAUGCGUGUCCCACAGAAUGUUCCAAUGACACGUCCACCAUCACCAAAUGCACUUGGACAUAAAGGGCUACGACAAGCUACUCGGGGUAUCGUCAUCGAUUUAUGA
Messenger RNA from Microthlaspi erraticum, 2649 nucleotides. The record is from the annotation of a GenBank genome assembly. Lineage: Eukaryota; Viridiplantae; Streptophyta; Magnoliopsida; Brassicales; Brassicaceae.